UAUAAAUUUCUUAGUUGAUUAUUACCGUUCCUACCUGUAACUUCUGUCCAAUUCAACUGAAUACCAAUACUGAUGUAGUUUACUUCUGAUCGAAGUUUAAUCCAAAACACCGUCACCUUCUUUGCGUUAGACCUCAAGACCAACUGUCUUCCUGAGAAAUUUCGUGAUCAUUGCCCGUCGAACACGAAUCACAGUAGUAAACGAACAAGAAAACUUCGCGCUGGACCAUACAUCCAUGAAUUUCAUUAACAAGUUUUUGCGUACUCCAAUAUAAGAGUGUAACAUUUAUUUGUCGAAACAUACUUGAAGGAGAAAUUUCGAAUGAACCGUUACUCGUUAAGCACACUACCCCCUAAGAACGGUUAGUUUCAAAAUUAUCCAAUGAAGGACGUCCAUUGGACUCUUGUUGAAUAUUUUGGACUUCUCAGUGGGACACAAAUUCUCUUUUUUGUUUACUGUUAUGAUUCGGCUUCGGCGAAUAAUGAUUCCGGAAUUUCUUUAUAAAGAGAGUUAUCACAGUUGCCUAUGACGACUUUUUCCAAGAUUAUAUAAAAUUUGUUCGUUAUGUGUGUGAGUAAAAGAGAAACCUUGCAGCUAUAUCUUCACAUUUACGAUAGUCUUCGAAUCUAUUACAAAGGCUAACAAACUUGAAACUAAAAUUGAAAAAGUUUUUAUCUCUGCCCAUAUUUUUUUUUCAAUUAACAAUACUCAAUAAAGAUUAUCAACAAAAUCUUGCAAUGCAAUCUGUCAUAUACUGUAAUGACUAAAUGACAAAUCGAGUUUGUACUAGUACAAAGAUUGAAAUUUGAGCGAAUUAUUUUUUACAAGGGGAAGGGCAAAGGGGGAUUAUUUUAGGAUUACAUUGGUUACUUUAUAGAAUGAGCGAAGAAAUGAAAAAUGAAAAACGAAUAUACGAUAGAAAACACUAUUUCUUUUUGCUGUAGUACCCAGUAUCUUAGAGAAAAGAGUAGUAAUAUUUUUUUUACAAUUUUCUAUAUUUCCUUUUUCAUAAAAUAAAAUGAAUGUGGAAUAAAAAAAAAAGCGAAAUCAUGGUUUUUCCGCUUAAAGCUGGGGUUUCGAACGCAUUCAAAUUCUUCUGAGAAUACUAUUCAACUAAACCAACUGUUUUUUCAUAAAUGAAGAAGUUGGUGUAAGUCGACUUCUUAACCACUAGAAACUUCGAUAAAACCACAGACAAACAGACGUAACAGUUUGAAGAAAAUUAAAAAAAGUCGUCGCUCAGAUAUACUAGCCACAACUCUUGAACACAUUGCACAAAAUGUGAUUCUGGCAACCAUGACAAAUAUAUUUUUAAAACGAGGUCCUGGUAACAAUGCCCACACCGCUGUCAAAUGCAAGAUGAUAAAUAAAAGGUGGGAGCAUUACUGCAGUUGUUAAAUUUGAAUAACGAAAAAAAGAAUCGCCUAUGUCACGUACUUCAAUUUUCCAUGGGAUGAUUGCAAUUGGCCAAUUUAAAGAAUGCAGAGCUACGGCUACCUUAUUAAAACUCAACAAAAUCAUUUAUUGUUACGGGAAAUUAAGCAACGCCAAAAUUGUUUUACUUUUCGUGUGAAGAAAUCAAUUCUUGUCUUUUAUUGGUCGAAUCAUAGAUUUUUUGUUUAAAAACUCUUCUUUUCCGUCGCUCUUUUAGAAUCCCGGAUAUAUCAGGUGCCUAUUCUUCAUUUUAGUUUCCAGGCUGGGGUUUACUUUUAUUUCUUAUAAGAACAAGGCUAUGUAGCCUAUUUUUAAAGCGUCGGCUGUGAUAUCGAGGUCAUCAUUGGAUCAAGGUCGCGAAGACACAACCCCUAGAAUUUCCUUGCCAAUAUCAAAAUGAAUCACAUUCGCAUCAUUGAUUUCAUUUUUCACUUUUUGCUUUGGUGAAAGCUCAUCCUGUAGGUUAUAGGAGAAUUCAAUUUUAUCAAAUUCUAAAUUCUAAUUCUAAUGAUUCUGCAUACGAGUCCAUGACACUACUUUCCCUUUUAACGAAAGCUUUGCUUCUAUCUUGAGUGCAAAGUAUGCUCGAUGUGUUGGUCUCAUACGGAACUGCAUCUUGACGCAACCUAAAUACGUACACUCAUAAUAAUUCCACGACUUGAUGUAUUACCCCCUGUUGGGUUGCAACGGAUCAUUAAAUAUAUCUGGAUUGAAUAUGGUCUGAGUGUAUCUUCAGUUUUCGUAGCUCUUGCACUCAGCCAACGUUGAAUUUCUCCAUCAGUUCCGGAGAUCGACAAAUUCGAAUCCAUUGCAUACAUCCGGUUAAUUUCGAUAGCCCGAACCAGUUCAAUUGGCAAGAUCAUGAAAUGUAUUUGUUCACCGAUCGGCAUCGUGCGGGAAACUAUGAAAUUAUUUUGAGCAAUUUCUCCCUUGGGCACCUCGAUAGGAAAUUAUUUCACGUGUCCGGACCCCUUUGUUUGUUUUGGUUUGCAUAAGAUGAAAAUGGUGGUAACGUUUUCGGGCAAGACGGUACAGGUCGCUACAUUUUUCUAAGUAUAAGUACAGUUGUCAUUUUUCUUCGAUAAAGCCGAUAAAGGAUAUGAAGAAGAAAAACAUAAACAAAUGAUGCAGUUGACUUUUCUGUGGCUAGAGGUUUUGUUUCGGUUCGGUCAUAAUUGUUUUUUAUCGGUAACUUGGAAAUAAAAAGUGUCCCUAAGUGUUCGAAUCGGAAGAUGCUAGGUGAAACUCGGCCUUUACUCUCUUUUCAUCGUGCGCCGACGAAUUAGAAUGCUCGUUCGGAUCUUUAACCCAUUAUUGCCCAACUUAUUUUUCACGCGCAUCACAAAUUGAGUUUUCCGAUCGGAAAAAAUUGAUGUGGUCAUUUCAGUAUAAUUAUUUCUGUACCCAAAGUAGCUGAUAUAAUAAGGAACAACCAGUGAAAAUUUCAGAUUGAUCGAUUAAUUGGUUCUUGAGAUAUCGUGUUCGCCGCGAAUGAACUUUUCAACAAAAUACAACUCCGAGAUAAUCGAGUUUUACUGUCGGUGAAGCGAGUCAACGGUCUAGCGUAUCAAACACUACGCGCCGCCUACUAGUGGUCGAUGGGUAGCGGUCUAUGAAUAGCUGUAACUCAAGAUGUAGUAUUCCGAUCUUAAUGAAAUUUUGACAAAAUUUUCCUCAGCGUAUGUAGUUUCAGAAUAUCUAAUUUGCAAAAAAUCGAUUUUUUUCAUCCUGACAAAAAUGUGUAACCCCUUAAGGAAAAAUUGAUUGAACACAAAACAUAAACACCAGUUUAACCACUCUAACUUCUCUAAACGUAUUCUGCAAGAGUAUAUGAACAAUAUUAACACAUUGAUAAUGCCUGGUCUGCGUUAUUAUUUUAGUAAUAGGAGUUCUUCUUAGCACCUACUAUAUAUAGUAGGUUGGGCAAUAAUGGGUUAAGUUUAUCUCCAGGGUCGCGGACGCCAUGUUGCAUUUUCCGUGUAUAAAACUAAUACACUCGAAAGUAACGAAUGUUUCCACCUUUCUUUUCCUUCAUCUUGGUUUUUAAGUGUGUGCUGUACAAAAACAAAGUGACGCAUUAUGGCUAUGUGUCAAAAUUGCUUCACUAGCGCCACGCACGGUCUUACAGGCGCAUUUUUCAUGAUUUAAAUCGACUGUUUUUUCUGGGGGCGAUGAAAAUUAAUCUCGUGUGUUACGUAUGUUUGUCUAUGAUGAAAUUUCAAUAACUUCCAGGAUGAUUUUAGAACGAUUUAUAAUUUUAAAUUAAGUUGUAGACAAUGAAAUUGUCCGCCAAAAUCUCACUUUUUGUAAUGUUCGAAUGUCUAAACUGGCAUCUGGCGGGCAAAAUUUGAACUAGUUUCAUUGUAAAACAGAAGUUUUCAUACAAAAAGUCUCAAAACUAAGAGUUGUUUUAUACUCCCAUCGAUUAUUGUACUUUAGGGCUCGAUUGAAAGAUGAAAACCAAUUUUUUAUGUCUUGAAGUUUUACAGAUACUGAAUUGUAUUGAAUAAAGUUAAAAAAACACCAUUCUACUACUGGUCGAGAAAAAAGAAUGCAGCACUAUUUUUAACCAAUUAAUUGUUAAAUAACCAAUACUUCAAACUCUUUUGCGUAUUACCGAAAUCGGAUAAGGGAAUUCCAUAGACUAUAGGACAAUUAUGCGUAGACCCGUAGUGUGCGGUUGGCCAGGUUGGUCCCCGCCAAGGGUGCCGGCCCUUGGGGGCGUAGAAAUCUAAACUGUUUCAUAAAAUUAUUGGACUAAGUCAUAAAAUAAGUCAAAAUAAGGGUGCCAAAUCCAGGUACUAGUCUAAUCUAGUCCACACAAACACAGCCAAUACAUGUAGGGAUCCUGGAAAAUGGCAGACAUUCGCCUACAAUUUGUCCUGUCAAUAUUAAUGUUUGUGGUACAUAUGGUAUGUGACACAAUCAUUAAAGCGGCCAGGCUAACUGUGCAGCGUACAAAAUGAAGAUGAUUCAAAAUUGUACGGCAAUCAAACUAUUCAUUUAAUGAAUGAUUUAAUCAACGAAUUAUGUUGAACUUAGAAUAAGGAAGAAACCUGAACAACCGUACCGACCGUUUCAAUUUGAUGGGGAUUGGGUAAAAUCGUUGGGAGUGACUUCGUUAAGAGGGUUAAUGUCACUUCUUUGGUCUCAAGGUCCUGGCUAAUGAGCCAAGGCUAUAACGCCUUUACUCGCUCUCUGAAAUAAUGAUAGAGAAAAUUGGGUUCAGGGUGCCAAUUCCAGGUAAAUACUAAAUCAUUGUUCGAAAGGGGUACUGGAAAAAAAGUAAACGAUAACACCAAAGGUUCGCAGAACCAAGAGUGAUAUAAUAAAUAAAUAACGAAAAAUAGCGAAAAUUAUUGCAUACUUUAUCGCUUGUUUUCUCUAUUUCAAAAUAUAAAUGGAAUAGAUCACGUUCAAGGACUGUAAAGCAGACUGCCUCCUUAAAGCAUGGCGGGCAUAGCGUAGUUGGUAAAUCGAUUGCCUUGUACGCAGCUCACCUGAGUUCGAUUCCCAAACCCGCACAUAGGGUUUGAAAUUUUUCUACAGAUUUUUCGAGGCUGAAAAAAGAAAAAUUUCUAUAAACGGAAUAAAAAAAUCGAAAAGACAACCCCACGUCGUUCUGCGAGAGCUGAAGUCUCGUCGGUGCCAAAAGGAGUUCCGAAAUAACACAAAGUGACCGGUAUCCAACAUAAGCCAGUCCUGCACUAAGUUGACUCUAUAGUUGAAAUGUGUUCCUGGAAGCGCUCGGAGCUCGUUUGAUCUCGAAUUUCUAAUAUCAGUGGCUUUCUGCUUAUGCUUUGUAUCAGCGCUUCCUCGAGCUGUUUUAUUUGGUGGCCUCUCACGGGCAAAUUUUUAGCUUUCUCAAUGAAUCUUAUCAAUCUAUAGCUUUUCAGUGCAGUAAUGGACUGUCAGUCAUGUCAGAGUCAAACUCUUGAACCAAAUAUCAUAGUAUUUUGUCGUGAUCAAUGGUGCAACUCUGCAGUUUUACUACAAAAGAGUGCUUAGAGCGUCUUUUAAAGGAUCGCUUCAGUUUCUCCAGGCUCUGUUGGUAUCCGGAGUAUGGUAAUAGAUCAGAUGGACUCUUCGCACGAUAGGUACCCUUUUCAGCAUACCUAAUGCGAAACCCAAUAAAAAAUAUUAUACACGAACUUUAACCUAGAUAGUCCAACGAUUCCACAUACUGUUUGGAUGAUACCCUGAACAAGUCGUUAGGCUCUUGAAUCAUAAGAUGAGAUGAGAUAGGAGUCCUUGAAACAGCAAACCCCGUGCUGCUUUAGAUCAAUGCCAAACAAAUUUGAAUCGGUGACCGCACCGUCGAUCUCAACUUUGUGGGCGGGCAUGUAGACGCGGUAGUCUUUUAUAAAAUACAUGCUUGCUUUAGAUAAGAUUUGCUUGCUUUAGAUAGGAUAUCACAAUGCUGAGCUUAUCUUCUUUAGAAUACUGAGCGCAGCAGAAUCCGGGCAAAAGAAAAACUCAGAGUACGAAAGAAGAGACAGAAAUUACGGUAGAUUUAAAAUGUUGUCACCUAGGUUUUCUCGAUAUUUGGCUGGAUGCAACCGAUAGUAAAUGGCAAAAGGAAUGUGUAAAAACCUUUAACAGCAGCAGAUCAUGAAAGCAUUGUUGUUUUACGUGCUUGUGCAAAAGGAAUGUCAUGACGGCAAUUGGACUGGUAAUUCAAAUCUAAUGAUAUGCACCGCAAUCAUCAAUCCACCAACCAGGUCACAGCUCCUAAAAAUUGUCUCCUCAGAUAUAAAGUCUACUGAGUAGAUGCUCUAUCAAAGCAUAAGGAUGAGUUCUGCAACGGAAUGUCAAGGCUUUUGUCGUUAUUAGAAAUAUCAUAACUAUAGUCUCUGUAGUUUGGCACAAUUCAUAUUAUUUUUAUAUUAGGAAUCUUAUAGAAAUCGGGCGAGUGACCAUUUGGUUAAAGCCCCAAUAAACAAAUCAAUCUUAUUGAAAUGUUUGACCAGUAAGCCUUCCUGCAUCGGGAGAGAAAUCAGUAAACGAUCUUGUAUGUGUUUAUCGUGUAUCGUAAAUCAGAUGCAGACUAAAGCUAGCAUUACUACAUUGAACAAACUUUGACUAAGCAAAAUUAAGCUUAUCUAUAUCCGCUACGCGCUAGGUAUGUGAGUAGUUUUAAAUUUACCAGAAAUUUUUUAUUUGAACAUCAAUCAAAUUGCGUUAUCCUUGCCAUACACGACAAACAGCAAGAUCUUCAUUGUUCUACUAUCAAAAUAUUCAUCUGGAUUCUUCGCGUUUCAGCCUGUGUCGAAAUGUUUAGCCCGCAAUUCGCUUAAAUAUAUAUAAAACCAUCAAAAGCAUUAUUGUGAAAAAUUGCGUUCAAUUACUCUUCUGUUCCUGAUUAGUUUUGCUAAACUGAAACCAAUAUUCUUGAUUACUAACACUCACGUCUAUCUACAUUCUCGUUGUUAUUUAACUUCUUUUGCCCUCAAUCGCAAAUCACUUAUCUCAAAAAAAUACUUCCAAACCAAACCAAAAAAAUAUCAAACCACUCAAAAACCGUUCGCAGUUGGUAAGUAUGCUGUCAGCUAACAUUAGUUUGUUUCAGCAUUUUGUCCUGUUUGGUUGUAUUGAAUCAUCUCCUUUCGUUGCCAUUCAGUUUCAUGUUUAUCUCUUUAGUUGUGAGUCGUGUGCGUUUUGUGUCGUCGCUAUAAUUAUUUUGUUUAACAUACAGUUUCAUCACUUUUUAGUAUGAGCAUUUUUGUUUCUUUUAUUUAUUUACUGUAACUUUUUUUACACUCAUAUAGUUACUGCGUUUAUUUUAACUUAUUAUCUCACAAGAUAACCGCCUUUCCUCUGAAGUCGCCACCCGAAAAGAGAAGGAAAUGUUUCUUAUUUGGUUCUUUUUUCUCUCCUUUUUCCUAAAGACAGACCAAUAUUAUGAUGAAUAUAAAUUUAACAUAAAGGAAAGAUCAAAGAAGAAACACUCGAAACGAUCCGGACGUCACCGGGAUGGUGGCAGCGAGGCCCCAUCGGAUUCCGACUCAGCGUCGGCCAGCUCCGGCGAGGACUCGGACCACUCGGAUCGUGACGGCGAAGCAAGGCGCAAGAAAGCAUCUCGCAAGGAUAAGAAAAAGAAAAGUACCAAAAAGAAGCGAGCAAAGUCAGACUCCCUCUCACGUGACAGUUCUCCUACGAAAAGACCAGCUCAGACUCGAGAAAAGGCAACCAGCAAGAAAGAUAGGGAUCGUCAUGCGGAAUCGAGCUCGACUCGAUCUCAUCAUGAUCGAAGAGACAAUGAAAGCCGGGAUGACCGCCAGUAUCAGCAGACACAACGCAAUCGUGAGGAUCGCCACACAAAAGACGAACAUCGGGAAAGAAGGGGUCGGUCAAGAAAUCGCUCCAACAGAUCGAUGGAGAAAGCCCGAUCAAGAUCGAGAUCAAGAUCAUUACGCAAGGAAAGGUCUCCGGUGGCUUCGAAGGAAAGAAGUAGACGCAAUAAGUCUCAAGAAAGACGUGACAAAAGUGUUGAAAAAAAUAAAGAACGAAGAAAGGAUAAAUCACCUAAGAAGUCGGAUGGUGAAAAAAAGAAGUCCGGGCGUCGCUCGAGGUCAAGAUCAAGGUCCAAAAAUAAGAAGAGAGAUGAAAUGAGAGUCAAGCAUAGAGAGCGUUCUCGAUCCAAUAGCAUGGCAAAUGAGCAAACUAAGUUCAAUGAUAAACGUAGACAUCGCUCAAGAUCAGCUAGUAAAAACAGGGAUGAUCGAAGGUCUAGGGAAAAACGAAGUGAACGAGCUGCUUUGACUAGCCGACAAAGAGAACGUUCUGGUUCCAGAGCGAAGCGCCAGUAUCAAUCAAAAGAUAGCAAAGAAUCUAGAAGAUCUGUUUCACCCGAAUCCAGAAAACGAGACAGAAGCAUCAGUCCCAAGAAAAAGGCAAGCUCGCCAGCAAAAACUAAAGCAAGACAAGAAUCGCCAGCCCCACGAUCCUCUAAAAAUAAGCCAAAAGAUCGCAGAGAUCCUAAGAGAUCAAUUUCCCCAGAUUACAGGAAAAGAGAUCGUAGUGUCAGCCCCAAGAACAAGUCAAUUUCGCCAGCAAAAACUAAAACCAGACACGAAUCGCCAGCUCCAAGAUCUAGGAACAAGUCAAAAGAUCGCAGAGACACUAGAAGAUCUAUUUCCCCAGAUUACAGGAAAAGAGACAGAAGCGUCAGUCCCAAGAAAAAGACCAGCCCUCCGGCAAAAACCAAAAAUAGGCGCGAAUCACCGCUACCUAAAUCUUCUAGAAAUAAAUCAAAAGAUCGUACAGAUUCCAAAAGAUCUGUCUCACCAGAUUACAGAAAACGAGACAGAAGCGUCAGUCCUAGGAAAAGGCAUAGUCCACCAGCAAAACCUAGAAACAGACACGAAUCGCCAGCUCCUAAAACAUCUAGAAACAAAUCAAAAGAUCGCAAGGAUUCUAAAAAAUCUGUUUCGCCAAGUAGCAGAAAACGGGAGAGAAGUGUCAGUCCUAAGCCGAAAUCCAGUCCUCCAGCGAAAUCUAGAAAUCUACAUGAAUCGUCCAAAGUUCGUCGGAACAAAUCAAAAGAUCGCACUGAUUCUGAAAGAUCUGUUUCACCAAAAUACAGAAAACGAGACAGUAGCAUCAGCCCCAAGAAAAAGCUCAGUCCACCCCCGAAAUCUAAAAAUCGUCAAGAAUCACCCGCACCUAGAAAUUCAAGGAAAAAAACACCUAGCCCUUCGCCCGUUCGAAAAGAUCACCGACGCUCGCCAAGAGAACGCAGAAGACCACAAUCAAAAUCACCACCAAACAACCAAGAGGAACGCAAUAUGAACAACCGCAAGCAACGAUCCAGAUCUCCGAUUAGCAAACGUAAAGAUCGCUCAAAGUCUCCUGCAGUCAGCAGGCAAAGAGAGCGAUCUGAAUCCCCUGCUGUUUCAAAACGCAAACGUUCUCGAUCUUCAGACAAAGUGAAAAAGCACCCGUCUAACCAUCCCUCGUCAAGCCGAGAUAGCCGUGUACAAUCUCCAGUCAGUCACAGACAGCGGCGAUCACGAUCAGCGGACGUUUCUAAAAAAACGAAUCGAUCCAGAUCGCCAGUGAGUAAGCAGAAGUUACGAUCAAAAUCCCCACAGGGUAAAAAAUCUUCUCAUACACCAAGCCCAGAGAAGCCGUCUCUGGCUCAAAGAUCACCCCCUCCAGAUGACUAUCAGUCCACGACACCGAAGACUGUGCAAACUAAGAACAAUCGAAGUCGCUCUUCGUCCAGAGAUUCUUCCGGUUCUGCGUCGUCCGAUCUUAGCUAUUCGCCAGCACAACGAGACCCAGAAAGAUAUCGUGACAUACUGGAUAAAGCAGCAAAACAAACUAAAGACACAAAAUUGCGCUCCCGAUCGAAAGAGUUGUGUCAAACUUCGUCUGUUCCUAAGUCUCCGUCGACAGAAGUGAAGUCGAAGAAAAAUAGCCCCCAACCUAUGCAUUCACCGAAACAACUUCAUGAUCCUCCACGUUCCUCGCCAUCCACGAAGCACAUGUCCAAAUCACCGCCAAGAUCUCCUGCGAAAAAGAGACGCCAUUGCACUCCCCCCUUGAUGGAUGCAUCGACCAGUAAGAAAAAAGACUCACUCUCCCGUUCGCCUGCUUCAAGAAAGCGUACAGACAACACGCCCUCUCCGCCACGAUCGAGAGCUAGUGAAUUCAGACGCUCGCCUCCAAAACAGACCGUUGAAGUAACACCAGAGAUACGCAAGCCAACUGAGCAUGUCGGUAAUAACAAACAAUCACCAGAAACUCCUCCAAGACGAACAGAAAGUCCACCCCCAAAACAAACAAAAAGUCCAACUCCCAAACGAUCAGUUCCAGCUUCAAGCGAUAAACCCAAGCAUAGCAAGAAACCGAAGAAAAAGCUACCGCAGGUAAUCCAACCAGUUGUCAAACUACAAUCCCCAGCUUCAUCUUCGUCGGAAUCGGAUGCAGAAUCACAAGAUCAAAGCGGAAAAUCCAACAAAAAAGACAGGUCCGAUCAUUUGGACGCCUUCUUACCUUCCUACAGCGACACUCGCGAGGAUAAGGAUCUAUGCUUACUAAAAGCAUUGAAGCACGAUUUGGCCGCUAAAGCGAAACAAUGUCUGGAGAAAAAGAUAUCCGUUUCAGAGCAGUCCAGUAAAGGCGAUCCCUCGGAGGUAGGUCCUCCCCGAGUGGGAGAAAGUCGUGAACGGAACAUUCAGAUUCAGCAAGCUAAGACGUCUGCUAGUUUAGCGGCCAUCAAUACAGGCACUGUUGGCGGUGGGAAGGGAAUUGAAUUCUGUUCCGAACCGCCAGAGGAAAUAGUUAGAAAAAAUGAGACCCCCGCCAGAAGUGGACCGUCACCGGGCAGCGGUUUCGCCACAAGUCAGAUGAAGAAGGAUAUUCAUGACAUUUUGACAACGGUUGGAGCCUGCCGGAUGGAUGACAGUAAGAACGAUGGUACAACUGUUAGUCUGACGAAAAGUACUAUCCUGAGCGCAGUUGAUAAUUUACUGAAGGAAAAAAUAUCCGGUACAAUGGAGUCGGCCAAUCCGAGGAAGUCCCGCAGUGCGUCCAAGUCGAGAUCUAGAUCCCGAUCCAGAUCGCAUAGAUCGCGCAGCUACAGCAGCUCCAGUUCGAGUUCACGCAGCUCCCGUUCCCGCAGCCGCUCGUCCCGAUCUCGCUCGCGUUCCAGUCGCGAUAGCAGCCACUCCCGAUCGCCCAGCAGUACUUCACGAUCCAGGUCCAAAACACCCCCGCCGCGCCGUUCUCGAUCACUUUCGAUACCACGCCGGGCCGGUUCACCCAGUUUUCUUGAUCGGCGUCGAAUUACCAGUGCUCGGAAACGUCCCAUACCAUAUCGCCGUUCGUCUCUAUCGUCGCAAUCGAGUGGCAGCAGUUACAAUAGCCGCAGUCGCUCGCGAUCCAGAAGUCACAGUAAAAGUGGUUAGGUUGCUUGUUAAGAUCCAUUACCAUACUGUUACCAUACUUCAACCGAAAAAAGUAAAGAAAAACUAGAUUCUUUUAAUGCUGAAAACAUUGACUCAAAAAUCAAAAACAAUCAAAUAAAAGCAAAUCCUUUAGUUUGAUGCAUGUUGAUAUUCUGGAGCUAUCUGGCACUAAUAAAUGAAAUACUCUCAUAAUUAUUGAUCUCAUCUACAAGGUGCGUUUAUUCGUAACAUUUUUUUAGUAAUUACAGCUGUGUGCUUUAAGUUAGUAGUCAACCGCAACGGGUUAGAAAAUUUAACUGUAAUUCAUUUGAACUAGUCACUUUCAAGGUGCAAUUACUGAAUUUCUUAGUAUUACUUAAUUUAUUUAUCCUAACUUAUUUAAUUAUUUAUGAGUUUCUUUAUCAUACUAUAUCAUUUCUAUUUAUCAUAAUUCAGACUAAUCUAAGAAACAUGUUUUCAGUGGUCAAUACAAUGUGAUUAAUAACGUA
Messenger RNA from Topomyia yanbarensis, 11836 nucleotides. RefSeq names its product serine/arginine repetitive matrix protein 2 (gene Srrm234). Lineage: Eukaryota; Metazoa; Arthropoda; Insecta; Diptera; Culicidae. The coding region runs from base 7281 to 11348 and encodes 1355 amino acids. The record is from RefSeq and is a predicted model, not a curated record. The transcript has 6 exons.